This is a messenger RNA of Macroventuria anomochaeta, 1895 nucleotides long. Its product is annotated as feruloyl esteras-like protein B precursor. Bases 1 to 1740 code for a protein of 579 amino acids. The record is from RefSeq and is a predicted model, not a curated record. NCBI's taxonomy places the organism in Eukaryota, Fungi, Ascomycota, Dothideomycetes, Pleosporales, Didymellaceae. The transcript has a single exon.
AUGCGCACUCAACUUUUUGUGGGGUCGCUGGCCUCGACAGUCACUUCGCUUUCUCUGAAAGAUCUCUGCACCACUUCCUACGCUGCGUCCAAGCUACCUGCAGCCGGCACGUACCUAGGAAUCACAAUCGACCCAGCGUCUGUCAUUACCACCCUCACCUCAAACUACACCCUCAGCAACCAAGUCUUCUACCCCGACGCCAACGUCGCCUACUGCAACAUCACGUUCUCGUACACCCAUGAUGGCCGUAACGAUCUUGUCAACGUCGCAUACUUCGCUCCUGACCCGUCCGCCUUCAAUAACCGCUUCCUCGCCACGGGCGGAGGAGGUCUAGCCAUCAACUCCGGAGCCACGUCGGUGACUGGAGGCGUCAGCAUUGGCGCUGUUGGCGGACUAACAGAUGGCGGAUUCGGCAGCUUCACUACCCAGGAGGAUGUCCACUUCCUUCUAGCCAAUGGAACUGUCAACUGGGAGAAUGCUUAUAUGUUUGGCUACCAGGCCAUCCACGAGAUGACAGUGCUCGGCAAGCAGUUCACCAAAAACCUCAUGGCCAUGCAGAACACCACAAAGCUCUACGCCUACUACCAAGGCUGCUCUGAAGGCGGUCGCGAGGGCUGGAGUCAAAUCCAACGCUUCGAAGAGCUCGAUGGCGCAAGUGUAAGCGCUCCCGCAUUCCGCUACGCACACCAGCAAAUCCAGCAUCUCUACAGCAACGUCGUAGAAAAGACACUGGACUACUUCCCCCCACCCUGCGAACUCGACGCCAUCGCAAAUGCCACGAUCAAAUUCUGCGAUCCUCUGGACGGCAAAACCGACGGUGUCGUUGCACGCUCAGACCUCUGCAAACUGCACUUCAACGUCACCUCCACGAUCGGCCUCCCUUACUACUGCCCCGCAAAGGUAGGAGGCGGAAACCCUUUCGGCUCAGGCAGCGGCCAACCUAUACCUGCGCAAAACGGCACAGUGUCGGCCAAAGCGACAGUAGUCGCGCAAACCAUCAUUGACGGGCUUCACGACUCGCAAGGUCGACAGGCAUACUUCUCCUACCAGCCGGCCGCGACCUUCGCCGACGCGCAAACAAAGUAUAACAACGCGACUGGCGAGUGGGAACUCAGUAUCUCUGGCUUGGGCGGCGAGUUCGUAACGCGGUAUAUCUGGCUGCAGAAUACAUCCACGCUGGCUAGUCUCGACGGCGUGACGUACAACACGCUGAAGGAGUGGAUGUACGAUCUCUGGCAAACGUACGAAGACUCCCUUCAAACAACCUCGCCAGAUCUGUCGCGCUUCGAAGCAAGCGGCGGCAAGAUUCUGCACAUUCAUGGCGAGAGCGACAACAGCAUUCCUGCAGCCAGUUCCGUACAUUAUUGGGAGUCUGUCAGAUCGAUCAUGUACCCGGAGCUGAGUUACAACAAGUCGACCGCUAAGUUGCAAGACUUUUAUCGCUUCUUCUUGGUACCUGGGGCUGCGCAUUGUAGUCCGAAUAGUUAUCAGCAGAAUGGCGGGUGGCCGCAGACGGUUAUGACGCAGCUCAUUGACUGGGUUGAGAACGAGAAGGCGCCGGGUACUCUCAACGCGACUGUGCUAUUGGGAGCGAAUAAGGGCCAGAACCAGCAAAUUUGUUUGUGGCCGCUGAGACCAGUCUAUGGCAACGACUCGACUGUACCGGAGUGUGUGUAUGAUCAGGAGAGUAUCAACUCGUGGCAUUACGAUCUAAAUGCAUUCAAAAUGCCUGUGUACUAGAUGUGGAGUGAGUGUAUAAUUCAGAGUUAGUGUAUAGUUCAGAGCUAGUGUAUAGGUCUGAUACUGACGUCGAGCUGGUUGAGCGCCUUCAUAGGCGUGACGCGAAGGCGUCGUUUGGCUCGUAUCGUAUUCAUCGUCCUGUACGUGCAAUCUCA